Cladophialophora psammophila CBS 110553 is the source of this 1719-nucleotide messenger RNA. RefSeq lists its product as uncharacterized. The transcript is spliced from 7 exons. Lineage: Eukaryota; Fungi; Ascomycota; Eurotiomycetes; Chaetothyriales; Herpotrichiellaceae. The coding region runs from base 1 to 1719 and encodes 572 amino acids. Gene Ontology annotation, molecular function: monooxygenase activity; heme binding; iron ion binding. The record is from RefSeq and is a predicted model, not a curated record.
AUGGCCAUUCUUCAAUCCUUGAAGGGACCACAAUUAUCUAGAGAGUAUGUGGUAACUCUCUUCAUCCUUCCAGCUAUAGUGGGCCUUAUCUACUUCCUUCAAUGGUUUAUCCAAAGGUACUUUCGGAUUGGAAUGUACAGAAACCUGCGUUACCUGCCUCCAGGACCUCCUAGUGGCGUUUUCACCGGAACACCGGGCUACCCUAAAGACAAAUGCCAUCUGUUUUUCAAAAAGCUUUCUGACGAAUAUGGGGAAAUAUUCUCUGUCUGGCAAGGCCCAAACUUACAGAUUGUACUUAAUUCCCCACGAGUUGUGCGAGAUCUGUGCUACAAGCGGGGAAAUAUAUACAAUGACCGGCCAAAGAUGUAUGCCUUUCACGAUUGCAUCUUCCGCGGUAUAUCUAUUGUCAGCACUGGCUACAACAACUUAUGGAAAAAGCAGAGGAAGAUCUUCAACUCGGUGUCCGGGCCCGCAGCCGUCAAAAACUUUCUUCCAUUCCAGGACUACGAAACUAAACAGUAUCUCCAUGACCUCGUAAAAUCUCCCGAACAAUUCUACAUGCAUACAGAGAGGUUUGGGGCCAGCAUCCUGACCGCAGCAGUCUAUGGGUUCCGCGCAGAUGAUAUCACUGAUCCCUCUGCUCUAGGACUGCUUCUCACAGGCUCAUGGCUCGAAGAAAACCUUCAUCCCGGAAAAUACAUUGACGAUAGAUGGCCGAUUUUACAGAAGUUACCGCGAUCUUUGGCGCGUUGGCGAAAGGUUUACGACGAAAACGCCAAACUGCUCGAUUCAAUCGCACGAGCAUGGUGGGAUCCUGCGAAGCUGGCGGUGGAUCAAGACAAGGCUGUACCAUGCUUCGCUACAGGAUUUAUUAAAUCGUACGCGUCUGAAGGGUUCAACGAAGACGAGGCUGCUCUCGUCACCCUUGGCCUAAUGCUUGCGGGCGCGGGUACCACCAGCUCGAUCCAAAACAAUCUGAUAAUGGCUUUGGCUUUACACCCACACGUAGUUGAGAAGGCGCACGCGGAACUCGACAGAGUGGUGGGCAAGAACCGCCUACCGAACAAGGACGACGAGCAAAAUCUCCCCUACAUUCGGGCUAUUAUUAAGGAAAUCAUGCGCUGGAGACCUUUUUCAAACCAAGGUUUCUACCAUGCGACAACCAAGGAAGACUGGUACGAAUCAUAUUACAUCCCUGCGCACACCACCGUUAUUGCAAACGCCUAUUCCAUUCACCAGGAUGCAAACCGGCACAAAGACCCAGAAGUCUUUGAACCGGCCAGAUACAUUGAUUACAAGCUCAGCGCACAAGAGUAUGCCAACAUGGAAGACGCAAACCAACGCGAUCACUUCGCAUAUGGUGUUGGGCGGCGCAUCUGCGCAGGCUUGAACAUAGCGGAACCGAGCCUGUUUCUACUUGCUUCUCGCUUGUUAUGGGGUUUCAAUAUAAGUCAGAAGCGCGAUGAAGACGGGAACCUCAUUCCCAUCGACACGCUGGGAUAUAGCGGAGGCGUAUUUGCCAAACCAUAUCCGUUUGCUGCCUCCAUAUCCUGUCGGAGCCUGGAGCAUGCCGGCGUGAUCGACAAAGAGUAUGAGGCAGCUCAUAGCGAUGCAAGGAGCUUGGCACAAGCUACUAGGGCUGGGGAUAUGCCAGGUAUGCAAAACCUAGUGAAAGUCUUAAUGGCACAUCCCGACACCCAUUUUGCUACGAAUAUGUGA